AUGUUUCGGCAUGAGGAGCCAUACCUGCUCUAUGGUACGGAUACAUGUGUCGUGGUCUCUGUCCAUCUGUGUGAUGAUGGUAGUCCACGGAAUGCAUUUAUGGCAGUAGCAGUAGAUUUUCCAGGUGCGGGUCUUCAAGACGCGUACACUUCUAUAACUUGUACUUUCUUCUUCUUCUUUCUUCUUCUUGAUAAUUUCUCCAGUCGCACCAUCGAAUACGUUCGUGGCACAAUCAAUGGUGGCGUAGGUGUGCGCCGUCACUCUGUAGUCGGAAAUUUUGUUCAACUUUUCUCAGCAGUUCUAUAA
This is a messenger RNA of Cylicostephanus goldi, 306 nucleotides long. The record is from the annotation of a GenBank genome assembly. Lineage: Eukaryota; Metazoa; Nematoda; Chromadorea; Rhabditida; Strongylidae.